This is a messenger RNA of Penicilliopsis zonata CBS 506.65, 2352 nucleotides long. RefSeq lists its product as hypothetical. The transcript has 3 exons. NCBI's taxonomy places the organism in Eukaryota, Fungi, Ascomycota, Eurotiomycetes, Eurotiales, Aspergillaceae. Gene Ontology annotation, molecular function: fructose-6-phosphate binding; AMP binding; 6-phosphofructokinase activity. Gene Ontology annotation, biological process: fructose 6-phosphate metabolic process; fructose 1,6-bisphosphate metabolic process; canonical glycolysis. Gene Ontology annotation, cellular component: cytoplasm; 6-phosphofructokinase complex; mitochondrion. Bases 1 to 2352 code for a protein of 783 amino acids. The record is from RefSeq and is a predicted model, not a curated record.
AUGAGUACCAUUCAAGCUCCCGUCGAACCCCCCAAGAGACGCCGGAUCGGUGUCCUGACCUCGGGCGGAGAUGCCCCUGGCAUGAAUGGCGCGGUCCGCGCGGUCGUUCGGAUGGCUAUCCAUAGCGAUUGCGAGGCCUACGCCGUUUUUGAAGGCUACGAGGGCUUGGUUCAUGGUGGUGAUAUGAUCCGUCAGAUUCACUGGGAGGAUGUGCGGGGAUGGCUCUCGCGCGGAGGCACGCUCAUCGGCUCCGCGCGUAGUGCGUCUUUCCGUGAACGUGCUGGUCGUCUGCGCGCAGCGAAGAACAUGGUCCUGCGGGGAAUCGAUGCACUGGUCGUCUGCGGUGGUGACGGCAGUCUGACUGGUGCUGAUGUCUUUCGUGCCGAGUGGCCGGGUCUCCUGAAGGAAUUGGUCGCCAACGGCGAAUUGACCGAGGCGCAGGUUCAGCCUUAUCAGGUCCUCAAUAUCGUCGGUUUGGUCGGUUCAAUUGAUAACGACAUGUCCGGCACUGAUGCCACCAUUGGUUGUUACUCGUCUCUGACCCGGAUCUGUGAUGCCGUGGACGAUGUCUUUGAUACCGCUUUUUCACACCAGAGAGGAUUCGUCAUCGAGGUGAUGGGUCGGCAUUGCGGCUGGCUCGCCCUCAUGGCCGCCAUCAGCACUGGUGCUGAUUGGCUCUUCAUCCCGGAGAUACCCCCUCGCGAUGGAUGGGAAGACGAUAUGUGUUCGAUCAUCACAAAGAACCGCAAGGAACGUGGAAAGCGCAUAACGAUCGUGAUUGUCGCCGAGGGAGCCCAGGAUCGCCAGCUGAACAAAAUUUCUUCGUCCACUAUCAAAGAUAUCCUCACUGAGCGGCUGGGUCUGGACACCAGAGUGACUGUCCUGGGCCAUACGCAGAGAGGCGGCGCUGCCUGCGCUUACGAUCGUUGGCUGUCGACGCUUCAGGGAGUUGAGGCCGUUCGUGCCGUCCUGGAGACGACUCCUGACGCUCCCUCGCCCGUCAUCACAAUCCGCGAGAACAAGAUUAUGCGCACACCCUUGAUGGAGGCUGUCAGUCUCACCAAGGAAGUCACCUCGUACAUUCAGGCCAAGGAUUUUGAUAAAGCGAUGACCCUCCGCGAUGCCGAGUUCAAGGAGUACCAUCGGGCUUACCUCAACACCGCCACGCCUGACCACCCGAAGCUGUUCCUACCGGAGAAGAAGAGGAUGCGUAUCGCCAUCAUCCAUGUCGGUGCCCCUGCCGGUGGUAUGAACCAAGCGACUCGGGCUGCCGUCAACUACUGUCUUACUCGCGGCCACACCCCCCUUGCGAUCCACAAUGGUUUCCCUGGUCUUUGCCGGCACCAUGCCGAUAAGCCGGUUGGCUCCGUGCGGGAAGUGAAGUGGCUGGAGUCUGACAACUGGGUAAAUGAAGGUGGCUCAGAGAUCGGAACCAACCGCAGCCUGCCCUCGGAGGACUUCGAGACCACUGCCAAGUGCUUCGAGCUCUAUAAAUUUGAUGCUUUAUUUGUUGUCGGUGGAUUCGAGGCGUUCACUGCAGUCAGCCAGCUACGCAAGGCUCGGGUGACCUAUCCUGCGUUCCGCAUCCCUAUGGUUGUCUUGCCAGCAACCAUCUCGAAUAACGUGCCGGGCACUGAGUACUCUUUGGGAAGUGACACCUGCCUGAACACUCUCAUCACCUUCUGUGAUGCUAUUAGACAGUCUGCCUCUUCCUCCCGUCGCCGCGUAUUCGUCAUCGAGACCCAAGGCGGCAAGUCAGGCUACAUUGCUACCACUGCGGGCUUAGCGGUCGGUGCGGUGGCUGUAUACAUUCCUGAGGAGGGAAUAGACAUCCAGAUGCUGUCGCGCGAUAUCGACUUUUUGCGUGACAACUUUGCGCGGGACAAGGGCGCCAACCGUGCUGGCAAGAUCAUUCUGCGCAAUGAGUGCGCCUCAAACACCUACUCCACUCAGGUCAUUGCAGACAUGAUCAAAGAAGAGGCCAAGGGCCGCUUUGAAUCUCGUGCGGCGGUACCCGGCCACUUCCAGCAGGGUGGCAAGCCCUCCCCCAUGGACCGGGUGCGCGCACUGCGCAUGGCGAUCAGGUGCAUGCAGCACAUUGAAAACUAUGCGGACAAGUCGCCCGAGGAGAUCUCUGUUGAUGAGCUGUCUGCCGCGGUGAUCGGCAUCAAGGGCUCUCAAGUACUGUUCUCGCCCAUGGGUGGGCCUACCGGUCUUGAGGAGACAGAAACUGACUGGCCGCGCCGCCGUCCCAAGAGCGAGUUCUGGCUAGAGCUGCAGGGAGUCGUCAACAUGCUUUCCGGAAGAGGCACCUUUAAGCCAGAACAAUGGAUAUGCUACGAGAGUACGUAA